Tilletiopsis washingtonensis is the source of this 1199-nucleotide messenger RNA. RefSeq lists its product as hypothetical. The record is from RefSeq and is a predicted model, not a curated record. The transcript has a single exon. Bases 115 to 1116 code for a protein of 333 amino acids. Lineage: Eukaryota; Fungi; Basidiomycota; Exobasidiomycetes; Entylomatales.
CCAAGACGCGAGACGGCACGCUGGUGCCGACGCUCAGCUUCUGAGUUCUGGCUUCACCGCCAUCGCCGGACCCCAGCCGCACCUCUACAUACCGCAGUCCUCCUUCUCGUCACUAUGUCCUGGCCCGUUUCCCACUCCUGUCCGACUCCUCUCGUCGCUACCCACCGCUCGCUCGCGGCCGGCGCACCCCGCCGCCAGGCCCCCGGCUUGAGCCUUCUCUCCUUCUCGAAGCUGUCACCUCGCGCUGUCGCUCAAGCACAGCCCAUUCGCCGGCGGAUGUCUCCUCCUUGGCAGCGCUCUGCCCGAAUGCAUUCCUAUCCACGCCUCUCCCAGCUGGCAGCGAGGCUGACGCGUGGCUGUGCAGCUGCGCGACGCUGUGCUAAAUAUAGCGGGCCCGCUAGCCGCACCUGCCUCGAUCCGCCGGCAUCUUCCAUCCCAGCGCUGAUCCUCUGCCGUUCCUGCGUGCGCAGCAGCACGAGGAUGGGCCACGUGCGGCGCAGAUGCGAGGGAUCUGCGACGCUCCCUUGCCACCUGGCGAGCACCCAUGGAGCCCGAGGCGGCGACGCGGGGAAAGCAACGGACGUACGCGCUUCGCCCGAGGCAAAAUACUCCGGCGAGCCCGGCGCAAGGCACCCGUCGGCUUCGCCACCGCUGCUCCAAGGUCCGCCCGCCAUCCUUGCCGCCUCGACGGCGGCCAACGUCAGCCGCAGACGACCCUGCUGGGAGCAGCUGCGCAGCCGCAAGGGAGCGGACGUUUGCGUGCGCCGCGGCCAAGGCCGAAAGAGGGGCUCGCCCGCCCACUCUACCCUCGAAAGCUUCUUGGCCUUGUCAGCAGCGCCUUCUCCAGAGGCAGCGCCCGCACGUGGCAGCAGAUCGACUUCGAGAAUGCAGAGAACAGCGCGCCUGCCCGCGUUCUGUGAGGGUCAGCUUCACGAGCGACAACAUCCAGGCCCGAGGCUGUGCGGCGUCAGGAGCGAACCCAUCGCGCCGCUCGGCCUCUCGCACCUCCCCACUCUGUCCAUGCACGCUAGCAGCCCCAUGAAGGCUUCCACGGCGACAUUCUCCUUGGCUCGCUCGCAACGAGCUGCGGCCGGUGAUCUCGGCUGCACCGCUUGAGCGAGCGGCGUCGAGGCGAGGAGGAGCGCGGCUUGCUGAUCGCCGGCCAGCAGCGCUGCCCGCGUGGCCCCGCGUCGAGCGAG